CUGGCUGCCUCAGCUCAGAGCUCAGAGGAGGCUGACACACGGACGGAGGUUCUUUACGCGCGCAAAGUCUCCGGAGCUCCACGGAGCACACCUGGAUCUUAUCGUGGAUGGUUUGGAGCACACCUGGAUCUUAUCGUGGAUGGUUUGGACAUAUCGGUGCCGCGAGAAAAGACCCCACAGCUGCACAAGAUGACACCUUUACCGAGUGGAGGAUUCCAGUGAAACAGGCUCCGCCCCCCUGACGGAGAAGAGGACGUCUUGUCUUUUAGUUUUUCCUCUGACCGGACCCUCGUCCUUUCAAUGUGGGAAUUAGUCUCCGUGCUGUCGCCAGGCUGAAAUCCUCCCGGGUCAGGACCUCUCUCAUGGCAGCCGUGCUCCUCGGGCUGCUGCUUUUCGCCAUGCAGUCUCCGCCCCUCCCCUCCCGGCCGGCGGCGGCAGACGAGGGGCCGCCGCCUCCGUCGCCCACCUUAUCCCCCGCAGAGAACGCCAGCAGCAGCAGCAGCAGCCACCCGAACGGGUCCCGCAGACGACUCCCUCAGAUCCUGAUCAUCGGCGUGAGGAAGGGCGGGACGCGGGCGCUGAUCGAGAUGCUCAGCCUGCACGGCGCCGUGGCGGCGGCUCAGAACGAGGUGCACUUCUUCGACUGGGAGAGUCACUUCCAGAAGGGCUUGUCGUGGUACCUCAGCCAGAUGCCGUACGCCUUCCCCGAUCAGCUGACGGUGGAGAAGACCCCCGCCUACUUCACCUCCAGUAAAGUCCCCAAACGAGUCCACGAGAUGAACCCGGACAUGAAGCUGCUGCUGAUCCUCAGAGACCCCACGGAGAGGGUCCUGUCCGACUACACGCAGGUCUUCUACAACCGCCUGCAGAAACACAAACGCUACCAGCCCGUGGAGGCGGUCCUGGUGAAGGACGGCGAGAUCAACCUGGGCUACAAGGCGCUCAACCGCAGCCUGUACUACGUGCACAUGCAGAACUGGCUCAAGUACUUCCCCCGGGCGAGCAUCCAUGUGGUCGACGGCGACGAGCUGAUCCGGGACCCGCUCCCCGAGAUGAAGAAGGUGGAGCGCUUCUUGAAGCUGGCGCCGCAGAUAAACGCUUUGAACUUUUACUUCAACAAAACGAAAGGAUUCUACUGCCUGAGGGAGCACGGCAGAGAGCGCUGUUUACACGACUCAAAGGGCCGUGCCCACCCCCGUGUGGCGCCCGCCAUCCUGCAGAAACUCUACCGCUUCUUUCACGAGCCCAACAGGAAGUUCUUUGAGCUGGUGGGCCGAACGUUCAACUGGAACUAACGGGGUCUCUCUGUGACCAAGCUAAAGCUAAGCUAACGUCAAACUCAGUCUAUUUUUCUACCUUCAGUGAAACGGCGUUUGGUAGAGCGAGACGUCAGCACGCCGCUCGUGCAUGUCUUUGUUUUCAUCGGUUUGAAACACUCGCACAGCCGCUGUCACUUCCUGUAUGAGGACAUUAUUAACGUUAUUGACCUUUGACCUGCUGCUAUGACUGUUUCUGUGGGCGUCGGCUCCGGCGUCUUCUGUAAAAACAUUUUUAUGAAGAAUUAAUAAAAAAAGUUUAUUUUCA
This is a messenger RNA of Labrus bergylta (ballan wrasse), 1584 nucleotides long. It is a transcript of the gene hs3st1, whose product is annotated as heparan sulfate (glucosamine) 3-O-sulfotransferase 1. Gene Ontology annotation, molecular function: [heparan sulfate]-glucosamine 3-sulfotransferase activity. Lineage: Eukaryota; Metazoa; Chordata; Actinopteri; Labriformes; Labridae. The record is from RefSeq and is a predicted model, not a curated record.